Messenger RNA from Charadrius vociferus (killdeer), 1269 nucleotides. Its product is annotated as glutathione S-transferase theta-1-like. The transcript is spliced from 5 exons. Bases 1 to 1086 code for a protein of 361 amino acids. Gene Ontology annotation, cellular component: cytoplasm. Gene Ontology annotation, molecular function: glutathione transferase activity. Gene Ontology annotation, biological process: glutathione metabolic process. Lineage: Eukaryota; Metazoa; Chordata; Aves; Charadriiformes; Charadriidae. The record is from RefSeq and is a predicted model, not a curated record.
AUGGGCUCGCUGAGCGGUAUCCCACCACCCCCUGUCCGGCGCUGGUGCUUCUCUGGGAACUGGGGACCACUGGGGGCGGUUGGGACCAUUCCCAUCGCCAGCUUCAGUGCGGCCCGUCCCGGCUCGGUGGAGGUGGCAGCUCGGUGGAGGGUUCUCUCCUUGCUGAGGCAACGCCAGUCCAUGUUUGGGGACGCUGGGUCGCAGCCGAAGGAGGAACCGCUUGAACUCGGAAGGCAGCAAAAGGCUGGAGUUAGCGGAGGCGGGAGAUCACCCGUUUGGGAGAGGGAUGCGGAGGUGCGGAGCCCAGAGGAGGCGUAUCCGUGGUCUCACCCCGGUGGCCUCUCAAGACAGGGUCCCAUCCUGCCUGGGGAGGGUGAAGCCCGCCCAGACUUGCACUCCAGAGCCGAGUCCGCUCCCGGCCCCUGGAAGCUCUGCUUGUCCCGUUGGGAGGGAAGGAGAGGCUCCUCGGGGCCAUCAAAUAGCGAAGGGGCGGGCAAAGUCAGCCUCUUGAAGAAAGUACCAGCACUAAAGGACGGAGACUUCACCCUAGCAGAAUGCACUGCCAUUCUGCUGUAUCUGAGUCGAAAGUACAACACUCCCGACCACUGGUACCCAUCAGACAUAAAAAAACGGGCCCAGGUAGAUGAAUACCUGUCAUGGCAUCAUGCUAACAUCCGGGCUAAUGCUCCUAAGACCAUGUGGAUCAAGGUGCUGAUUCCCCUCUUCACAGGGCAGCCACUGCCGUCGGAGAAGCUCCAGGAGGUUAUGGAGGGGCUUUCCACUUCCCUGAAGCAAUUUGAGGAGAGGUUUCUGCAGGACAAGGCUUUUAUCAUCGGGAGUGAGAUCUCUCUGGCGGAUCUCGUGGCCAUUGUGGAGCUGAUGCAACCUGUUGGAGUUGGUUGCGACAUCUUUGAAGACAGACCAAGGCUGAUGGAGUGGCGCAGGCGGGUGGAGGAUGCUGUGGGAAAAGAGCUUUUCUUCCAAGCCCAUGAGAUGAUCCUCAAUAUCAAAGAACUGAGCAACAUUCAAAUUGAUCCACAGCUGAAGGAGCACCUGGCACCUGUGUUGAUGAAGAUGUUGAAAUGAAUUAACCUAUCUUAUAAUUUUUCCUGCCUUUUUUUUUUUUUAACUUCUUCUCUGACGUCCAGUUCUACACGUAACUGGAAAGAGCACUGUAAUUCUAACAUGGAAAUUGCAGAGCAUGUCCCCCCGGCCCCUUUCCUGUAUCCUGGGGGUGGAAGCUGGGGAAGGUUUAAUACCUGAAACAUU